Cololabis saira (Pacific saury) is the source of this 3379-nucleotide messenger RNA. RefSeq lists its product as uncharacterized. The transcript has 5 exons. The record is from RefSeq and is a predicted model, not a curated record. Bases 1 to 1053 code for a protein of 350 amino acids. NCBI's taxonomy places the organism in Eukaryota, Metazoa, Chordata, Actinopteri, Beloniformes, Belonidae.
AUGGAGGCUGGGCGUAAUGUCGUUGUAGUUUCGCUCUCCCUUUUUUCUCUGUACUUUGUUUAUGCUCACAUUUAUCGUUCUCAUCGGUUGUUGAGAACAAAUGUGCUGCACAGCGACCACCUCCCAAGUUUAGUUUAUGUUUAUGUGAAGUACUUGUUGCGGGUGAUCGGACGGAGAGCGGGGUGUCUGGUGUCUGCAGGGACGCAGCAGCUCGUCUACACGCUGACCAGCUGCAGCGUGGAGAACAGCCGCCUGAGGAGGUUCUGCAGCCGUGCGGGUUACGGCUGGGACUACCCGGACACAGAGUACAGAGACAUCCCGCUGUGCUUCCCGGAGUUCCUCUGCUGCAGACUGCUGGACUUGUUGUUCACUGAUGAAAACUUCCGGCUCAGUCCGGCGGGUCUGGUCCGGGUGCGUCAGAGGUUAAAAACCCUCCAGCCGGUUGAUGAGCUGAAGAAGGGUCCGUUCACGCUGCAGGCCCGGGCGCUGGAGUACCGGCAGGGCGACGCGGGGGUGGAGGUGGACGUCUGUCUCACUGCCUCGUCCCGCUCUGGAAGCCCGGUGUGGGAGAGCGUCCUAACGCUGCUGUCCAGAAACAAGCUCCACAAACCCAGCAGAUGCUCACCUGCGGACGGAGACACAAGCGAGCGUCAUGACGACCCACUGGCAGAAAAUGAGACGCAGGUAGAGCUCAGCGUUCCCACGAUGACCGGCCUGCGUUGUUUGUGCUCCUUCUCUGACUCCCCCCCCCAUCGGCUGCUCUCUGUGCCGUUCGGGUUUCUGGGCUUCAGAUCUCAGACGGUUCCAAGUCUGUGGGUUCUGUCUGUCUGCCUGGCCGAAAUAGAAAAGCACAGAGGGGUGGAGGUGAUCACAGCUCCUGUCAACGUCACUGCUCAGUUCAUGGAGCCUCUGCUGGCUCCAGGAAAAGUAAGAAUCAGGUUUUGGGACCAGCCCAGAGAUGUGGGUCAGUCUUGUGCCACAGACCUGAGCUUCAGCAUGGAGCAGCGAGGACGCCGCACGCUUCAAGUGGUUGGACGGAUUUCUAGGUUUUAAUUGGCAUAAAAGGUUGAUUUUUGCCAUUUUGCCUAAACACAUUGAAAUACAGUACCAACAUUUUUCUUUGUUUCUUCUGUUAUUUAAUUUUAAUCUUAAGAUUGCAUUUGACUAAAAAACUAUCUGCUCACCACCAUCAAGCAAAGACUUCAGUGUUUCCAGAAAUCUUGGGCAGACGGUGUUGAUAACCUUAAAAUAUGACCACUGAUUUUUAGUUGCACCGCUAAUCACUUAAGUGUUUUUGGAAGCUUAACCCACUCCUGUCAACCAGACCUUUACUACUACUACUACUGUCAUUUAGCAGACGCUUUUAUCCAAAGCGACUUACAUCUGAGAUACACAGACACACGAUGGAGCAAUUAGGGUUAAGGCCUUGCUCAGGGGCCCAAGGUAGUUCAUCUUGGUUGCUAUCUGGGGGUUGAACCUGGAUCCUCCAGACCCAAGCCCCCCUCUGUAGCCACUAGUCCAGGGGUCGGCAACCCAAAAUGUUGAAAGAGCCAUAUUGGACCAAAAACACAAAAAACAAAUAUGUCUGGAGCCGCAAAAAAUGAAAAGUCUUGUAUAAACCUUGGAAUGAAGACAACGCAUCCUACUAUAUUAGUUAUAACUGGGGGAAGAUUUUUUUUUCAUUGUGCACUUUGAGAAAAAAGUCGAGAUGUCAAGAAAAAAGUUGAAAUGUUGAGAAAAAAGUCGAAAUGUUGAGAAAAAAGUCGAAAUGUCGAGAUUAAUGUUGAAGUACGAUCUCGAGAAAAAAGUCGAAAUGUUGAGAAAAAUGUCGAAAUGUUGAGAAAAAAGUCAAAAUUUCAAGAAAAAAGUCGAAAUGUCAAGAUUAAAAAGGAAAGGAAAAAGAAGAAAAGAAAAAAAGGAAAAAAGAAAAAGAAGAAAAAAGGGAAAAAAAAGGUUAACAUUUUUGAAAUCCAGGGAGCCACUAGGGCGGCGCUAAAGAGCCGCAUGCGGCUCUAGAGCCGCGGGUUGCCGACCCCUGCACUAGACUACCACCCCCUCUAAUAUACAUACAUACAAUAUAUAUACAACAAAACUUGGUUUCUAUAAUGCUGCUGCAGCAAGAAUAAAUAUUAAAAUGCAGUUUGGAAAAGUGGGGCACACAGGAAACACUGCAAAUAAAUGCCAUUUAAAGGAAUGUCAGACACAAUUUUGUUGUUCAUGUGUCUCACCAAAUAUAAAUAAAUACAAAAUCAAUAAACAUGUGUAUUGUUUCAGCUUGGAUCACCAGAGGGGUUCUAGUUAAUGCCGAAGUGGGCAGGCGCCCAGGGGCAGAAGCAGGGGGGGGGCAGAGAAGAGGUGUGUUCGCCCAGGGCGUAAAACAAGUCAGGUCCGCCUCUGGCAUAAAUGACUGAAUGUAAAACACAUUUCUCAAUCUCUUUGUAGAACUUCACCUAAGUUAAAAAGUCGCCAUACAUGUGUGGACCGUUUACUGAGCACGAGCACCUUGUCGCUAAGUCUACCAGUUGACCACAGCGAGCAGCGAGUGAAGACUUUUCAAUAUUUGAUCCAUCCAAUAUUCCCAUUUCCAACUUGCUUGUAUGUGACGGUCUGUCGUCUUGUAUAAUUUAUUGAAACACAUUCAGUCAUUGCAUAGAUGAGUGGUUCUUCAUGCAUCCCUGCACCGCUGCUACGUUGCAUCAGGAAAACGUUUCCAGCGUGAUGGAGAGAAAAUACAUCCUGGGUCUGAGAGAAGACGGGGGGCUUGCAGGUCUGCUCCAAUCAAAGGAAACCUGCCACUAGUUUAUUUCCUACACAGUCUUGGAGAAUUGUGUUUUUAAAAUUCACGUUUUGGGAUUUUCAGCUCUAUCAUCGAUUUUUCAUAUUUACUUAUCCUUAUUGAUGGUUGACCCCUUGACGGAUCCAGGAGACAGUUUCAGAGGUGGAAAACCCCACCUGGAAGUGUCCACAUGUCAGCCUCGAAACAGCUUGAAGACUGAAGGACUUAAUUAAAAAAUUGUGUUAUUUCUUGGUUAUCAAGAUUUAAAUGUUAUUAGGCAGCAUUGCUUCUUCAAAAGAAAUGAAAUAAGGUAGGUACAGUUAAUGUCAUGUCAUUGUUUUUAAUCAAGUGUCAUUCUUUGUCAUGAAUUCUUUUUAGCUUUCUGAUCCUUGUAGGUUUUAUGUUUGUUUGUUUCUUGUUUUUAUAUGUUUUUAUUUUUUUUGUAAAGUUACUUGUCCUUGUAUGUAUUUUCUUUUAUAUGAAACUGAAUUUAUUUUUCUGCUGCCAUCUUGCCCAGGACUCCCUGGCAGAAGAGAUAUUGUAUCUCAAUGGGACUUUCCUGGAUAAAUAAAGGAUAAAUAAAAAUAAAAAUGUGGCUGCGAU